Molecule: messenger RNA, 640 nt
Organism: Camelina sativa (false flax)
Lineage: Eukaryota; Viridiplantae; Streptophyta; Magnoliopsida; Brassicales; Brassicaceae
Source: RefSeq, a predicted model, not a curated record
UUCUUUGAAUUCUUCUGGUUGAAGGUUAUAUACAAUAGGGAAACCGACCAGAGUCGUGGGUUUGGAUUUGUGACGAUGAGUACCGUGGAAGAAGCUGAGACAGCUGUUGAGAAGUUCAACCGUUAUGAUCUGAAUGGACGUCUUCUGACAGUCAACAAGGCAGCUCCAAGAGGAUCACGUCCAGAACGCCCACCUCGGGUAUAUGAACCCGCAUUCAGAGUCUAUGUAGGGAACCUCCCAUGGGAUGUGGACAAUGGUCGUCUAGAACAGGUUUUCAGUGAGCAUGGUAAAGUUGUGGAAGCUAGGGUGGUUUAUGACCGUGAGACAGGUCGUUCACGUGGAUUUGGGUUUGUCACAAUGUCUAACGAGACUGAACUUAACGACGCCAUCGCUGCUCUUGAUGGACAGAACAUGGAGGGUAGAGCAAUCAGAGUGAAUGUAGCGGAAGAGCGUCCAAGGCGUGGAUUUUAAAAAGCUGAGAUUAUCUGUGCCCUCUCUCUCCCUCUCUUGCAUUUUGUUUAGAUGAGAUUCUUACACUCUUCAACGAUUGUUUUUGGCUGAACUCUAAAUGCGAAAGUUAAGCUUCUUCUAAAGUAAUAUGUAUUUCUCUUUGAUGAUCUAUCAUUUAUAGUUUAAUUUC